Messenger RNA from Monopterus albus (swamp eel), 3954 nucleotides. Its product is annotated as CD109 antigen-like. The transcript is spliced from 29 exons. NCBI's taxonomy places the organism in Eukaryota, Metazoa, Chordata, Actinopteri, Synbranchiformes, Synbranchidae. Gene Ontology annotation, molecular function: endopeptidase inhibitor activity. Bases 1 to 3921 code for a protein of 1306 amino acids. The record is from RefSeq and is a predicted model, not a curated record.
AUGGACGGAGGUCUAUUCAAGCAAAUGGAGCAUUUCCAGGUGUGGCGAUUCUUGGGCCUCAUUGUUCUCACUGCUGCCCAGAACAUCACAAACAGCCCACACCCUCAGCCCUCCUACCUGCUCCUGGCUCCCAGAGUCCUCCGACCCAGAGUCCCGCUGUCACUAUCAGUCACCAUCCUCACGUCCUCGCCGGUCACUGUAUCUGCUCAGAUUGUUCAUGGCACACAGACUGUGGCCUCAAUUUCAGUUACAGUUACAGGAGGUUCAACUGAGCUGCUGACUUUCCCGCCAAUCCUCAAGAGCACAUCCAGCUACUCGUACCCCUACAGCCUGGAGGUCAAAGGUCACAUGGGUAGUAUCCAAGUUUUCGCCAACUCCACGAAGCUGCUCUUCAAUCCCAAAGGUCUCUCCACCUUCAUUCAGACAGACAAACAGGCCUAUCAUCCUGGACAGAUGGUGAAGAUCAGGGCGGUGUCCAUUCACCCCGACGGGAAACCCUACAUCAGCCCAGUGAAUAUCACAAUCAAAGAUCCGAGGGGAAACCUGCUACGACAGUGGCUGGCUGCAGACAGCGUCCUCGGAGUCGUGUCCAGAGAGUUUGAGCUGUCUGACAACCCUCCUCUAGGUGAAUGGACCAUUGUCACUACAGUCAGUAAUGUUUCCAGUGAGCAGCAUUUCACUGUGGUUCAUUAUGUGUUGCCUAAGUUUGAGGUUGUGAUAAAUGCUCCAGAUGUCAUCUACCAUGAGGAGACUCUGCGGGGCUCUGUCACAGCAAAGUACAGGUACGGCAAACGCGUCCAGGGACAUGUGAAUAUAAAGUUCCUUUGUCAUUUCCAUGGUGUUGAAGAGACCUAUGAUGAAGACACAGAGAUUGAUGGGUCUAAAGAGUUCAGUUUUGAUGUUCCCUCCUACCGCCCAAUGACCAGAAGAAAAAGGAACAUUGGAUACAUGGAGGAUGAGUUUAUAAUGAUUGUGGCUACUGUGACUGAACAGCCCACAGGCCUCACAUAUAACAGUACAGUAAACGUGGCUGUGGCAACACACAGAUAUAAACUUUCCUUUGACAACUAUCCCAGAAUAUUGAGACCCUCUAUGAACUUCAUUGCCAGGCUGAAAAUAUCCACAUACAAUGAUCAGCCACUAUCAUGGGAGGAUCAGCAAAAGACAAUUAAAGUGUCAGUGAUGCAGCAACAGCAAGGUCCAUGGGAUGGAGAAAUGGGCAUGAUGGAAGGACCAAUGCCUCUUCACUCAAAUAUGUCUGAGCCUGAAGAUAUGGAGUUUCCUGUUCCUGCAGAUGGGAUCAUACCCUUCAACAUCCAGGUCAUGGAUGACACUGAAAUGCUCAGUAUUGAUGUUUCCUUGGAGGACAGCCAAAAUACCCUAGUGCUGUUUAGGAACUACAUAUCCCCCAGUGACUCCUACCUACAGAUCCAGAUACCAUCCAGCCCCCCAGAGGUCAUGUCCAGAGGUCAGGUGCUUUCUGCAGGGAGCAGCUCUGGUGAUCUAACUUUGGUCCCAGAGAUCUCCUGGGCUCCUCUGGCUUGUAUCAUCGUCUACUGUGUGCAGCCCCAAGGAGAGAUCAUCAAUGACAUGCUCCAGCUGCCCAUCAGACAAACCUUACAAAACCAGGUAUCUCUGAGCUGGAGCAGCACUGUGAAAACGCCAGGUGACGAGGUCACUCUGACGGUCAGGGUGGAGGAGCCUGGCUCCCUGGUUGGGAUCCUGGUGGUUGACAAGAUGACACAGCGAAUGGGAUCUUCCAACGACAUCACCCCAGAGAGGGUGCUGAAGGAGAUGGAGGAGUACAGUGUUUCCACACAUGACACUUUCUUUGACUGGUCCAGAAUGGGAGAUCCAUACUCUGUCUUCAAGACAUGUGACCUUGUGGCUCUGACUGAUGCCAGUUUGCAGGUGAUGGAACAGCCACCGACGCCUGUAUAUUCAGCCGAGCAGGAAAUGCAUCCUUUACACCAGACAAAUAUGGAGCCACAAGAGUGCUGGGACUUUCCAGAGACAUGGAUAUGGAUGGAUACUAACAUAAGUAAUUCAGGCACAGCAGAGAUAGAACUAAACGUACCAGACAGCAUCACAACGUGGACAGCCACCGCCUUUGUCAUGUCUGAGAACCUGGGCCUGGGCUUGGUAGAGUGGCCUGCAAUGCUCCUAGUCUCCCAGAUUUUCUUCGUGUUCUUGAAUCUGCCAGCCUCCAUCAUUCGAGGAGAGGUGCUGCUGCUGGAGGUUUUUGUCUUCAGCCACUUUCCACAGGACCUGGAGGUCAUGGUGAUUGUAGACCAGAGUGACACCUUUGAGUUCAUCUCGCCAGACAAUCAGGAGCUCUUCAUGCCCGGUAUACGGUGGGUGUCUGUGGGGAGUGGAAGCGGAGCAUCUGUCCUCAUUCCCAUCAAGCCACUGGUCCUCGGAGAGAUGCCUAUCUCUGUGGAAGCCGUGUCGUCUGACGUUUCUGACACUGUCCACAAAACACUGCUUGUCAAGGCCGAAGGACUGGAGCAGUCGUUCUCCACCUCGCUGCUGUUUGAAGUUUUGCCACCAAAUCUGAGUCUUUCCAAAUAUGUCCUGUUCACCUUCCCGCCAGAUGUUGUGGAGGGCAGCGUGAGAGCAUCAGUCACAGCUGUCGGUGACAUCCUCGGCCCAUCCAUCAGCGGUCUGGACUCUCUGAUCCAGAUGCCUUGUGGCUGCGGGGAGCAGAACAUGAUCAAUUUUGCACCAAACAUCUACAUCCUCAAUUAUCUGAAUGCUACCGGACAGGCUAGUGAGACCAUCACAGACAAAGCCAAAGAUUACAUGAUGAAAGGUUAUGAGCGAGAGCUGUCUUAUCAGAGACCUGAUGGCUCCUUCAGUGCAUUUGGAGAGCAGGACUCAUCUGGAAGCACCUGGCUGACUGCUUUCGUGCUGAGGUGUUUCCUGCAGGCGCGGCCGUUCAUCAGCAUCGACACCCACGUGCUGAACAAAGCGGUGGCCUGGCUAGUAGCUCAGCAGGGCCCUGACGGGAGGUUCAGGGAGCCUGGCCGGGUCAUCCACACUGAGCUCCAAGGAGGCCUGGAUGGGCCAGUCUCAUUCACAGCCUACGUGCUCAUGGCCCUGCUGGAAGACAGUACCAUCACUGCUCAGUAUAGGAGCCAGGUGUCAUCAGCCCUGAAGUUCCUGGAGACCCAGCUGGCUCUGGGAGUCUCCAGUAACUACAGCCUCUGUCUGCUCACCUACGCUCUGGUUCUGUCAGGCAGCCCCAGUGCCACCACGGCACUCAACACUGUGAUUGCACGGACAAAUUUGACAGGCAAUGCGCCAUUGUCAUCCUCAUAUGGUGGCCUGUCGUCAUCAUGGCAGCCUCGCUGUGCAGACAUUGAGAUGGCGUCCUACAUACUGCUCUCUCAGUACAAACUGGGCAACAUCGCAGAGGGCUUGAGCCUCAUGAAGUGGCUCAGCCUACAGCGGACCCACCUGGGAGGAUACGGAAGCACUCAGGACACUAUCAUGGCUCUGCAGGCUUUGUCCACAUUUGCAGUUCUUGGAUCGCCUUCCACCUUUGACCUCAUCAUCACGGUGAACACCUAUCCUUCAGUCACCGUCGCCUUCUUCCCCAUCAACCAGGACAACUACCUGCUUAUGCAGAGUCAGCAGCUGGAGCUAGAGGGGGACCUGGACCUCCAGGUGACUGCAAAGGGUUAUGGACUCGCUCUGUUUCAGAACCAAUAUAUGACCAUGGCAAAAAAAAAACAACUUGCUUGUGCAUUUUCCUUCUUUGUCCUCGUCCCCCAGCUGAACGUGUUUUACAACAUCAGGAACAAUGAGCUGACAGAGAGGAGACGACGAGAUGUCAGCGAACGCGAGGCAUUUCAUCUGGAAGUCAAGCUGUUGGACAAAGAACUAGACUCAGCUGAUCUGUUCAUCUGCAGCAGGUGAGCAGCUCGGCUCUGACACGCACCCAGUUUCCAU